CCCGGAAUUGCAAUGCCAGUAAAAUAUGAUAGCCAGGUCCCGGGGAUCGCUCUUCGUCUGCUCAGAUCCUCCUUCCGUGUGUGUGUGUUGACUGACUGGGGAUGAUCUCAAUCGGCUCGUAGAUAGCGGCGCUCCUUUCAGCGCCACUGCGCGGGCAGCUGAUGCUCUGUGUGUGGGAGGGACUAACGGAGAGCUCCCCUCAGUGCAGCCUGCCGCCACAGCAGCGAGAGGAGAGAAAGAGAGAGAGCGAGAGAGAGAGGAGGGAGCUAUUCAGAGCAUAUUCAAUGAUAAGGCUCCCUUAUCUGGUCCUCGUUAUGUGCCCUAACCCGCUGUAGUGUCUAAAAAGAGGAGAAGAAGGAGGGGAUGCUGAAGUAGCGCGGUGAGUGUGUUUCUUUAUUUGUAUCCGUAUCCGUGGAGGGGUUUUUUUUUGGUCAGGGAUUAGAAAAAAUAAAAGCGGAUUGUGUGCAUGACUGGUCCACCCUUAUGCAGAGCAGCAUCUCACAUCUUCCGCUGAAUCUGAAGUGUGCAGCCGUAUCACAAAAUAGCUUCUUGCAGCAUGAGAUGCAUUUUUUUUGCAUUAACUAGCGUUUGUAUGAGACUAUUUCCUGAUGGAGUCACUCUGCUACAGUCCAAAUCUAAUUCUGAAUAUUUAGCCUAUUGUUUGAUUUGUUUUUGCUUGUAUGUGUUCAAGGCGCUGUGUCCUUUGAAAACAGAGCCAGAAUGUAGCUCAGUCUAGGUUUAUACGUGGAUUGUUUCACUAAUUGGCUUCUGAGGUAUUUGGCUAAUCACAGCCUCUGUAAGCGCCUUUCAGCAGAGGUCCGCAGGUUUUUCCUAAACAAUCUGAUCAACUUUAAAGUGAUUUCGAAGAACCCAACCUAAAUUCUCCAAAUUACGCACAAGUUUUGUUUUGCGCAUUGUGGUUAUUAAUGAAAAGAAUUUAACUUUGGGCUUCUGUGUGUCUUCUUUUUAAGGCAUGCAGUGGAGGCAAAAUAUCGUGGGAGGAAGGCUCAGAGUGAACCAGCCGGGGGUGAAACACGAAUGGCUUCUGCAGAGCUGCUUCCCGCAGUCGAGGGAGCCAAACAGCCCGACAACACCGACGUCCUUGACCGGGUGUCAGGCGCGCUUCCAGGCAAGUCUGGUGGAUCAACAGGAGGAGUCCCCCUGGGGGAGGGCUACUGUAACCCAGCCCGCAGCUGCCAUGACCAUUCAGCACCAAGGACGGCGCCGCGCAAAGGGGGCGCGGAGGUUAAACUCGGUCACUUCGGUGAGGAGAAAGUCCGGGUUUGUUGCGACGAGGAAUUAGAAACAUCAUUUACGUAUAUAGAUGAAAACGUUAACUUGAGACUGGCAAGCCCGGAAACAAGCUGUAAAAGUUCUCAUAGACCCGUGCGCAAUGGCGAACCCUGCUCUGAGACUUUUCCGGAAAUCUCCUUCAUGUCCGAGGAUGAUCUCUCAUUCGGGGAGGGCUCAGGGACCUCUAUAGACUACGGCUUUAUCAGUGCAGUCACGUUCUUAGUCACUGGGAUCUCCUUGGUGAUCAUCUCCUACGCCGUGCCUCGGGAUGUGGUGGUGGAUCGUGACAGCGUGUCAGCGAGGGAGAUGGAGAGGCUGGAGAUGGAAAGCGCACGGAUAGGUGCCCACCUGGAUCGGUGCGUCAUAGCGGGACUGUGUCUGCUCACGCUGGGCGGCGUGGUGCUCUCCACUCUGCUCAUGAUUUCCAUGUGGAAAGGGGAGAUGUACAGGAGGAAGGUGAUCGCUUAUACUAAGCGUUCAGCCAAACAGUAUGGCUCCAUCAGCCUGAAAACUAGAUCCAGUCCCAGCCAUUCCUCCGCGCACUUGUCCCUUGAGGAGGAAAUAGAGGAAACUUUGGCCUAAAAUGCUGCUUUGCUAUGAACAUUUUUUGUAUUACUGAGGAAUUAAUGCCAUUCACACACAUUCUCUAACAUAAAGUAGCCAAAAGUAGGCUUCUUACAGUCAUAGUGUGCAACAUUUUUGUCCGGAACUGUAGAAAUAGCUUGGUGACCAUGUUGAAUCUCCAUGCAGAGUAUAGAAGGGAAAGGCACUUUUCAAAUGCAAAGAGAGCAAUAGCCAUAAAACAUGAUGUGGUAUCAGAUUGUUCCCAAAUGAUUUCAAACCACGAAAAUGGCAAGAAUGUUGAGAGCUUUGUGUCACAACAUCCGAUCACAUUUUUGUACCCAGGAUGCAAUCUCUAAGAGCUUCCAUUUAUUAUAAGGCCAUUCAUAUUUAAUGUGAAUGUUUCCUACAGCAGGACUGUGCACAGACACAGUCAAGGAAGUGAGAGUGAGAGGUGUGUCUGUGCGUGUCCCCGGGGCAGGAGAGUGGAAGUAAGGCAGGAUGUAAAGCUGUCCCUGUCCACUGUGAUGCAGGGGGGAAUCAGCUCAGUGGUCCACACGGUAAUAUCCAGUGACAGUCCCUCUCUGGUGCAGUGCUGAGGUAAGCCAGUAAGCCCAGCCUCAUGCAUCUGAGCCAAAGCUCCACGUCGUUUUGAUUGUAGUGAGCAAUUUGAGUGCAGUCGACAGCUCUGACACUGUGCACCCUUCUCUGCUCUCUCACUCGAUCCCCUCUGCUCUUCUUCUUCUCCUCCCUCCUCACCUUCUCUCUGCCACAGGAGACUUUCUCCUCUCCUGCAGUUUGUCAGUGUCCUCUUCAGCCCUGUAAAUCCACUCUGUAAGCAUAUGAAAAAGGUCCUGGAAGACCAGAGCCAAGUGCCUGUGACAUUUCAAGGCAGAUGAGCCUUUUUUUUUUAUAACACUUCUCUUUUAUUUUCUCUUUCUCUAUGUGAGGGUGGACUUAAGAACUCCUAAUCACACAUGAAAGAGUCGCCCUACUUCUAAACCUUAAGCCUUCACCACACUUCAAAGAGCUAAUUACACUCUCAAAGUGAGGUAUCAGUCUUUCUGAAAGGUUACAUUUGAUGUAAUCGUAGUGAUUGGCUGACUGGAGCAUCACAGAUGACGCCGAAAUCUCAGAAAAAAGGGUUUAUCUUGUGCAGACUUGCUAAAAAUGUUAAUGCCCCAGUGUCCAGGGAAGUCAGAGACCAGCUUCCUUUUCAUAGUUUAAGGAGAUUUUCAUUUCAGUCUGAGCUUAAUCCAUUUGAAAGCAACACUUUUUUUUCUAUCUCCCUGAUGGUUGUUAAUGCUUUGCAGAAGUGAAUAAAGAAUGCCGUGCAAUUUCUCUUGAAAAACAGUCCCUUUUUAUGGAGGUAUGUUCAGUACAAUAUGAAGCUCAUAAAUUAUGCAUGAACCACAAAAAUUCCUUUGAAUCUGCAUAUUUCCAUUGACACAGCCAGUCAGUUCAUUCUGUAAGAGUAUUCUUAGUGAUUCUCAAACUCUGACCCUGAUUCCUUGGUUUUUCAUACCCUCAUUUUUGAGGACACGUGACCCCUAUUUCAAAAUGACAUGAGUCAGCCUCUGUUAAUGAGAUGUGCAGGCUGAUUAUUCUAUGGCAAACAGCUCAAGGCCAUGUUGUUGCUGCUGCGCUGUGAAUUCUUAGUGCCAGUCAGUGUGAAGACAGAUGGAGAAGUUUGUUUUCAAGUGAAAAGACUGACUCACUGACUCGGCAUGAGGCAUUCACAUAGAUUUAUCCAUCAAAAGUCAUCUGUUGUCGAAGUGAAUGUAUCAAGUUUGUGUUUCUGCAGCUUUUCAUUCUCUGUUUCUAUGACCACAGAACUGACAAGUGUGUUUGCAUCCCCAUAAAACAGCCAUUACUUCCUGAAUUGGCAUUAAAACACCAAAUGAAGAGAUUUCCAGGAAAAGCAAUAAAAAUUAAUGAUCCAUAUGAGGCAA
Molecule: messenger RNA, 3806 nt
Organism: Xyrichtys novacula (pearly razorfish)
Lineage: Eukaryota; Metazoa; Chordata; Actinopteri; Labriformes; Labridae
Source: the annotation of a GenBank genome assembly